AUGGAUCCAUUAGAUAUUGAUUCAAGUGCGUUUGACCCAUAGAAAUAUAUUACUCAUUUCUUAAAAGAGCGCUCCAUAUAAGAACUUAUUAGGAAGAAUAAUACAGUAUAAUAAGAAAUAAAAAAUUAUGAUUAGGAAAUUCAAUCGUUAGUAUUUUAGAAUUACUCUCGUUUUAUCAGCUCUAUUGAUACAGUUAAAAAAAUGAAGAGUGAUAUAUUUAAAGUGGAUGACAAAAUGAAAGUUUUAGAAGAAUCCAUGAAUAAGAUUACUAGUUUAUCAACAAAGGUUGAUGAAUCACUUAGUAUAAAGAGAAACGAAAUUUAAAAACUUAACACAAUUAAAGUUGACUUGGAGAAACUAAAUAUGCUCUGCAGAUUCCCCGAAAUUUUAGCUGAAGACUUAUAAGCAUACAAACAGAUGGUAGAACAAGGAGAAAUCUAUUAUGCAAAUAUUUUUAAUAACUCUAUUGAAGCUUACAAAGAAUGCUUUAAGAAACUUGACGAGUUUUAAGAGGAGCCACUUAUUAAGCCCAUUUAUAAAGACUCUAUAGAUAAAGUUGAAGAAACUAGAAGCGUUUUAUGGAAGAUUUAAAAUUCCUACAAACCUCAAACUCAGUUAGUAAGUUUAUUGAAACCAAUUCAAAAUUAGGUAGGUUAAAUUAACACUUCAGAAUUAAGACACGUAACAAACAAACUAAUAUAAAUGAUGCAAGAUUAGGAGUCUGUCCUUAGAAACUAUUUAAAGAUUAUUAAAGAUAGAUUCAAGUAAAUGACUCAAGACAUUAUUAAUUCUUCUUUGACUUAUAGUUAUACUAAUAAUUAGAAUCACCACUAAGAUUUUAACUACUCAGAUAAGCUAGAAGCUUUCUUGAAGUCAAAGAAGUAUUUAGUAAAUAUGGAUGAACUAGGAACAUUUUUUAAGUAAAUUCAAAACGAAAUAGUCGAAAUGGAGGUAGGAUAAGAAGGAACAAUCAUUUGGUUAGUUAACUAGCUUAUUAAUAAAAUAUUCUCUGAAUUAAAAGUUGAGUUAUAAUUCCUGCUCAAAGAAUUAGGUGAUAACAUCAGAUAUUUUAGUUAGAGAGAUGAAAUUAUUGAACAAACUAUAAGAGAAAUCUUUAUGUACAUUUUAGAGGAAAUAAACACAAAAAUGUCAAAAAAAAUCACAUACAUAGAAGUAAGCGAAUGCUUUAAAUUACUCAAUAAUUGCUUCACUGAUAUUAUCUUCAACAACCCUUAUAUUAAGCGCAAUUUCAAAACCAGCGUUUCAGAUAAAUUCUCAGAGCUUGUAGAAAAAGUUUGCAGAGGACAAGUUCUAAACUGCUUCACAAAUUUACGUUAAGAAUUUUUGAAAUUAGUCAUCUCGUGCAAAGAAUAGUGUUUGCAAAUUGAAUAAGAAAAUAUUAUUCCUAAAAUUAAAAAUAGCUUUGCUGAAGCUGAAUCAUUUACUUAUAAGGAAAUAAUGUAUUUAACAGAUGUCAUGAAAAAUAAAUUAGAUUGUAUGGUUUAAUGGACUUGUCUUGAACUUAAAUCUUUCCUCUAUUGGGAUGUUUAAUACUUGAGAACUCAUGAUGUUUUUAUAGGGCUAAUUAAUAUUUAAAUUGCAGAAUUUGCCAAACUAGUUUUCAAGAUAAUGACAUUGAGAUAAAAUUAAGUUUCUGUUGAGAAUCUUUCGUUGCUAAACAAUCUAGCUACUAGCUAAUAAUAGUUAAAAGAAACUAAUCCUCUUUUUACAGAUCUUCUUAAAAACUAUAAAGCAGCCCCUGAAAAUACAACUUAUUUCAUAUUUGCUAAUUAGUUUUUGUAAAUUUAUGAAAACAAAUAAAUUAACAGAAUUUAUGAAGUUUUGAUUUAAUCUAACGAAUAAGCAGUUAAAUCCCUUUUCAGUGUUUAGCACGGACUCUAUGAAUUUUAUGAGCAAGAAAUCAGUCUUAUUGAUGGCUAAGUCAUACCUAGAUUGAAAUAGGAGUGCAAAUACGAACAUAGUCUAAACUAUGUUAACUAUGUUUAAGCUUUAAGUGAAGAAGUCUUGCUCAGCCUUGAUUAAUAUUUUGAAGAUUCUAACUGGACAUCUUCAAGCAAUUUAGCAUAACCGACUGAAAUAAGUCAACCAAUUCUUUCCUUAGCUGAAAAAGUGAGACAAAUUCUUUUGGAAUUAGAUUUAUUUUUCCCAGAUGCAAAAAGAGGUUUGACAAAAAAAGGUUCUUUUAUCAAGUAAGAUAGUGAUCUUAACAUAGAAGUCUAGCGUAUUUUAGUUAAAAAGAGUAAAGUUUUUGAUCCAUCAAAGCUAUUAUUUAAUAGAAAUAGCUUGAUGGUUUGCCUUUUGAAGGCCAUCCUCAAAGCCUUAAUAGAGAGAGUUAGAAAAGUGAAGAUAUACACUAAAUUUGGAUACUAAAAAUUGCAGUGUGAUCUCUUUUUCAUAGUGCAAAUCUUUUAUGAAAUGAUAUCUGAUGAUGAUGAAAAUUUUGUAAUUGCAUCUUAUUAUGAAAUGAUAGAAAGCGCCAAGGAUAAUACUUUAGAAGUUUCAUCUUUAGAAUAGAAUAUAUUAGAUUAAAUUUCAAUUUCUAAAAGAACUUAGCUAAAAUUAUGA
Molecule: messenger RNA, 2586 nt
Organism: Tetrahymena thermophila SB210
Lineage: Eukaryota; Ciliophora; Oligohymenophorea; Hymenostomatida; Tetrahymenidae
Product: phospholipid-translocating P-type ATPase, flippase family protein
Exons: 4
Biological process (GO): endocytic recycling; Golgi vesicle transport; Golgi organization
Cellular component (GO): GARP complex; membrane; EARP complex
Source: RefSeq, a predicted model, not a curated record